CUUUUGUUAAUACCAAAGAACGUGGGUCUGUUUGAGGUGUUCAAACAAGUUUACCUUCUAAUUGUAUGAAACAUGUAUGAACGUUUUAAUUUGAAAUUAUUUACAUUUUAAAAUUGGUUCAUUUACAAAACAUAUAGCUUACAAUUUCAGAUCUUGAUUUCUGAAGUUAAAUAAAAUAAAUAAUCUUGAAAAUCAAGUUUUUGCUGCUUGGUAAAUGCUUUUAAAUCUAUAACCCCCUGAGUCUGCUGGUGAGGCAUUAGUAUAGUCCCAGCUUGAAGAAACUGGACUUUCAUAUAGUGGAGAAUGGCUUGUUCCAUUCUGUACAGGAGGACAGCCUGGCAAUUCCCUGGCAAUUCUUUGAAUUAAAUUCAAAUUUAAUUGAAUAAAUUCUCUCCUUCUAAAUAUAAAUGAACAAAGGCACCUCUGGUCCAGACAGAAAGUGAACUGACCCUGCUUGGGCAGGGGUUGGACUGGGUGAUCUGUAGAGACCCUUCUGGGCUAAAUGUUUCCGCUACAUCUUCAUGAUGUUAUGGGCAAUACUUGCUGUUAUUCUGCACUUUAAGGAUCUAAACUCCUUUCAGUUAUACUGAUGUUAAAUACAAGCUUAAAUACAAGCUUGUUAUGCACUUUUGCUCUACAGAAGAAGCUGCUUAAUUUUGUUCUGUUUCUACUCUGAAAAAGGAGGCAAUGUUGGGGAUCUCUCACUCUAGGGUAAGAGGAAACAAGCAGUGUAUGUCUCAUGCUUUUAGUACACACACCUGCACCAGCACCUGGGUUUUCUAACAGUAGCUAUGCACCAGGCAAUGAAGUCCCCAGUGGCUACCAGCAGCACAGAACUGGAAUUUACCAAGGUGUCCCAGGCACGGGGAGCUAUGGUUUCCAGGCACAGCCCAUGGGAGUCCCAGCUGGGUUUGCUGUUCCACCCAUCCAAAACCAGCCCACCAUGCAGCAGGGGACAAUGUGGAUGCCUGUCUCUCCUCCUCUUCCCAACUGCCCCCCUGGACUGGAAUACCUCACUCAGAUUGACCAGAUAUUAAUUCAUCAACAAACUGAACUUCUUGAGAUUUUGACUGGCUUUGAAACAAACAACAAAUAUGAAAUCAAGAACACGCUGGGGCAAAGAGUGUACUUUGCAGCAGAGGACAAUGACUGCUGUACCAGGAAUUGCUGUGGGCCAUCACGACCCUUCACCCUUCGGAUUUUAGACAACAUGGGCCAUGAGGUGAUAACACUGCAGAGACCUCUCCGGUGUUCUUCAUGCUGCUUUCCCUGCUGUUUACAGGAGCUGGAAGUUCAGGCACCUCCAGGAACAACAGUUGGUUACGUUGUCCAGAACUGGCAUAUCUGCUUGCCAAAGUUUACCAUUCAAGAUGAGAAAAGAAAGGAUAUAUUGGAAAUUAUCGGUCCAUGUGUUGUCUGCCGCUGUUGUGAGGACAUUAAUUUUGAGGUGAAGUCUCUGGAUGAGACUGCUACUGUUGGAAUGAUUUCUAAGCAGUGGACUGGGUUUGUGAAAGAAGCCUUUACAGAUGCAGAUAACUUUGGAGUCAAAUUCCCAAUGGACCUUGAUGUAAAAAUGAAAGCUGUCAUGAUCGGUGCUUGCUUCCUUAUCGACUUCAUGUUUUUUGAGCACGCUGGUGAUCAGUAACAGCGAACAGGAGUUUGGCAAUGAAAUCUAGAACUUUGAUGUAGAGGGAAGAACAGAAAUCUCCCAGCUUUCCAGUGGACUGCAGAGCUACCCUAAGUUUGUCAGAAAUAUACAUCUUGUGCUUGUAGUUAUAUUUCUAUAAACUAAAAGGUUCAUGGUAUUUUUAAUUUUCUUUGUAAUCUAACAAAAAAUUUGUAGUAUUCAAAUAAGAAGCCUUUGUCUGUAUGGAUCAAUACUGUAAUUUCUAGAAAUAGAAAGCAUUUUUUUCCUAAGAAAUUUGAAUGAUAAAAUAACUACCUAUAGAUACUUAAUUCCUAAAAAAGAUGAGUGCUCCUAUAUUCAAUAUUAAUAUAAGCACUGAACCUAAUAAAGAGGUCCUGCUCUUUUCCUUUGGUA
Messenger RNA from Apus apus (common swift), 2041 nucleotides. RefSeq names its product phospholipid scramblase 1 (gene PLSCR1). Lineage: Eukaryota; Metazoa; Chordata; Aves; Apodiformes; Apodidae. Gene Ontology annotation, cellular component: plasma membrane. The record is from RefSeq and is a predicted model, not a curated record. Gene Ontology annotation, biological process: plasma membrane phospholipid scrambling. The transcript is spliced from 7 exons. Gene Ontology annotation, molecular function: phospholipid scramblase activity. The coding region runs from base 740 to 1645 and encodes 301 amino acids.